GCUGAGCGUACGCGUGCGGAAUGACGUAGCCAUCCAGAAGUCUGUGCGAUGGCGGCGCAGUUGGGCGGCGGUCCCGGUUCGUCUCGGCCCGCAGCGGCUGCGGAUCACUCGGUGCUUGUGGUCGUUGGGGCGCUGCAGCCCAGCGGGCUGCUGGAGCUGGUACUGCGGCAAAUAGAAUCAGGUGUGCGCUGCUGGCAGAUGGAUCUGGAGGUUCCGGUUCUGGAUCAGCAGCUGAAGCUCUUUGUGUCGAGACAUUCGGCUUUUCUAUCUGAAGAUGUUCGAGGUCAGCGGACUCUGCAGCACAGUGGAGAAGUUCUGGAUACUCGGGUUGUGGUGAACCCGGCCCACAGCUUUGUCUGCUCAGAGGUCCAGCGGCUGGUCUGCAGCCCGUCUCGGCACAAGCUGCUGGUUCUGGCCGGUCAGUGUGUGGAGAACAGCAGAGACCUCGUCCUGCAGCAGGGCUGCUUCUCCUUCAGGGACUUUGUGCAGAUAUUUGCUGAUGAGGAGGUUGGGGAGCUGCUAAGUUCUGCUGACCCAGUUCAGAAGGCCAGUCUCACCCUCAGCUGUCCCGUUCUUGGGCUGUGGAAGGAAUCAGAGCUGCAGCAACAGAACCUGCAGGACUUCAUAAGCAUCCGGAUCAACCCGGGCCCCGUUCUGCCAGAGAUGGAGGGUCUGCAGGAGUUCACAGAGUACCUCUCUGAGUCACUGGAGCCCGACUCGCCCUUCAACCUGCUGGAGCCGCCCAGCACUGUGGGCUUCCUGAAGCUGUCCAGACCCUGCUGCUACGUCUUCCCAGGCGGGCGAGGAGACUCCGCCUUCUUCGCUGUCAACGGUUUCAAUGUCCUGGUAAACGGUGGCUCGGAUCCCCGGUCCUGCUACUGGAAGCUGGUCCGACACCUGGACAGGAUUGACUCGGUGCUCCUGACCCACAUUGGCGUUGAUAACCUGCCAGGCCUAAACAGCCUGCUGCUGAGGAAGGUGGCCGAGCAGAACCAAGAGGCUGCCGGAGCUGACCCCGGAGAGGACAGGAUGAAGAACCUCAUUUCUCCAGAGAUCGGCGUGGUUUUCUUCAACGCUCCUGACAGACUAAAGACCAUCAAGCCGGAUCCCAGCCUACUGCAGGGCUGUGACCAGGCAUCGGUCACUUUGCUAAACUUGCAGAAGCUGUCAAUAAGACCUGAACCUUUAAGCAGGCUCAAUGGACCCACCAUAGAACCACUGAUCUUGUUUCAAAAGAUGGGGGUGGGCCGUCUGGAGCUGUACAUCCUAAAUCCAGUCAGAGGCUGUAAGGACCUGGAAGCUUUGCUGCAGCUUUGGCCAAAUGGCAGCACCAGCACAAAGAGCCCCAGUCUUCCCCUAACGUGCCUGGUUUCCAUCUGUGCCUUGUUGGUUUGGCAUCCAUCCAGCCCCCAGGAGAGGAUUAUCAGAGUUCUCUUCCCCGGAUGCACUCCUCAGACCAAAAUCCUGGACAGUCUUGAAAAACUCUCACAUGUAGAUUUCCUCAAACAGCCGUCUGUGAGUCUGGAGGAGCUGGAAGCACCCAAAACCCAGAAACCUCUAAAGCGUGAAGAGAGUCGAGAAAGUCUCAAGUUCCCGUCCAAAGACCAUAAACCAAACAGUGCCUUACAGAAAGACAAACCUGCACGGGUCGAAGUACGAAAACCAGAAUUGAAGAUGAAGAGUAAAGCAGCAGGCGAAUCCGCCCCUAAGAAUGUAGAAGAAAAGGGCAAAGUGAAGGAGGCCGACAUGAAACCAAAGCAGGCAAAGACUUCUGAGAAACCUAAUCCAAAGAAAGACGCGCCAAAGGAGGACAAGAAGGAAGGGAAGAAGAAGGACGAGAAGUUGACUGCUCAUUCUGUGAAGAAGGAAGAUCUCACAGAGAGGAAGAAGGAAGUUGCGAAGAAGGACACAACAAGUCUGAAGGCUAAGAAAGAAGCUAAAAAUGAACCAAAAAAAGACAGUAAGAAGGACGGUAAACCCGAGGAGAAGAAACCAGUAAAAUUGCCGGUUAAAGAAGUGAAGAAAACUCCUGGAAUCCCUUCAACUGGAGCUACAGACCAAAAGAAAGGUUCAGGGAAAACUGGAAAUAUAAAGAAGGAUGGAAUGCUUCCCAAGAAAGACCCGCUAAACAAGGAAACAAAAGGAAAGGUGGGAUCCAAGGAAAUCCAGAAGGAGGCCAAAAGCUCAAAGACUUCAACGCCUGAGGAUGUGACCGGGGAGCUCAGCAGGCUUUGUCUGGAAGAUGCCAACGGAAACAGGGGUCCGGAUAAGGAGACUACAGGGACUUCUGAGGGAACAUCAACCAGUGGGGACCAAACCUCCACAGCAGAGAGUCCAGAGAAGUUCCGCUCUGUGGAGGCGGACCAACAUUUAGUCAAAACUUCUUCACCUCUUGCCAAAACACCCAAAGGUGAGCUCAGUGUUAACUUUGACCUCACCCCAGCAACAUUCCUGGUGCCUGAGGGUUCCCCUAGAAUCCAGGCUGAGGAGAAAACUCUGGAGCUGGUUUCUCCUGCGGACUCUGCUCCAAACAGCGCUGGACACACCCCCUUCCAUCAGUCUCCUGAAGACAACACCAGAGGCUUUGGAGAGGACAGCAGCCUUGAGGCGAGAGGCUCCAGUCUGGGCUUUGAGGACUACCACCAGGGGGGCUCAUGCAGAACUUCAGAUAACAGCUCCAUGCGUGAAGGACUGGAAAACUCCACAUCAUCUCAGGAUAAAUAUUCCAGCCUUCUCAGUCCUGUCAUGGACAUGAUACCAGACUCCUCCCCUACCAUGACCUCAAUGCCAGCUGAGGUCGGCUCCCCCUUCUCCACUGAGGUUGAUUAUUCACUUUCAGUCUCUUCAGAGAAAGUUCCUUCCACCAAAAUCUGUACAAACGAGCACAUAGUCGACUCAGACGGCAGCAGUGGCCCACUUCCUUCCAUCAGGUCUAACCAGAAUGGAUGUGGAUCCAGGGAGAACAUUCAUGAGAUGUCAGAGCUUACCUUGGAUAUUCCUCAUGAUGUUGACUUGUGCCUGGUGUCCCCCUGUGAGUUCCAGCAUCCGAGAACCGCAGAGAACCAUCAACAUCAGAUGAAUCCCGGUGCCUCACUAGAUCUGUCUGAGAACGAUCCUUCCCAAAACCGAGACAGCAGUGAAACCUCAACCUAUAGUCAGGUCACGCCCCCAACGUCAGUUAGUGACUCCCUGCCAACUGCCACAGACUCUGACAUCCCUCCCAGCACUGAGGACUGCCCCUCUAUCACCGCAGACCUGGACUCUGAUGAAGACUCCAGCACGUUCCUCCCUGGUCAGCCACACAAUCAUUCCAGUCAGCACUGCAUCAGCAGGCAUGACCCGCCACCAGCUCCGGUUAAAGACCUGCCCCCACUGCCAUUCCAGAGAGGGGCCUGCAUGACAGACCCAGAGGCUGACAAAGGCCCGAAGACCCUCCCUGCCAAGAAGAAACCGCUGCAGAGAACUGCAUCAGGGAGCAGCUCUGUCCAGAGCACCAGGUCCAAAGCUAGUUCCAGCGGGUCCAUGAAAACCAGUCUGGAGACCAAACCAUCAGCACGAAAUUCGCUUGGUGGAUCCAAGGUUGGACCUGCAAGACCACAAUCAUCAGGUUCCAGGUCGGCUACUACUCCUGGUUCUGAAAGUCCGGUGGUUUAUGUGGACCUAGCCUAUCUUCCAUCUGGCGCUGCAUCCUCCACCGUCGACCAGGAUUUGUUUAGACGCCUGCGUUCUUCUUAUUAUAUCAUCAGUGGAGAUGAUCCGGUGAAGGAGGAGAUGAUGAGGAGCAUCUUGGAUGGUCUGCUGGAAGGGAAGAGCAGCUGGCCCAACAUUCCGGUGACCCUCAUUCCAACCUUUGAUUCAAUGGUGAUGCACGAGUGGUACCAGGAGACGCACGAACGUCAGCGAGAGCUCAAUCUGACCGUGUUGGGUAGCAACAGUACUGUCGCCAUGCAGGAUGAGACGUUUCCUGCUUGUAAGGUGGAGUUUUAAACUCAGGUUCCACCCACCUGCCUUUCAACCUCGCAGCAGAAUGUACCUGCUAUACUGUAAGCGAGCAUGCUCAGAAAGAAAUGUAUACUCCAUGUUUUUCUUACCUGUGUGACAUCAUGGUCCUUUCCCAGCUGCUGGAUUAGCACCUUCAGUACAAAAAAUAAAACAGGUUUGAGCAGAACUUUCUUCUCACCUCGUUAAAGCAGGUUGAGCUUAUGUUUUCUUUUUUUAAAGAGUCAGACCAGAACCUCUAGCUCACCUCGUUAAUGUUUGUUAAAUUCAAUAAAAAUUAGCUGGAUUAGAACUUAAACUGGGUUAUCUAAAUGGAAUUGAAUGGAAUGUUCUCUCAGACGAGGAUAUCUGGAUAAAUUAAAGUCAAAGGUUAUCGGAAAUAUUCAGAGUUAUGAGGAAAUUCUGUCAUUUGUUCACACUUGAUGCCAAAUGUCAGUCAGAACAAGGUCCAGACUAUAAAGACAGGAGUGUGUUUGCUGCGGAUGUUUUGAGCAAAGUCAUUAGAGUCCAUGAUGGCAUUAAAGCCUGCAUUCAAGCUAUCAGUUUCAGUAUGAAUGUUAAGGUCCCCCACUAUUAUGGCUGUCAGUAUUUAACACUAAAUCAGUUUGGAAGUCUGAAAACUGAGAGUAAGGAUCUGGUGUACGAUGCUAAACAAAAAAUAGAGGUUUAUUUUCAUGCCUAACAAAUUUGGGUUUAGGAUUUAGAAAGUUCAAUUGGCUUUGGAUUAAUCAGUUAGUCAGACUGAAAGAUGGUUGCUACCCCUUCAC
Molecule: messenger RNA, 4766 nt
Organism: Cyprinodon tularosa
Lineage: Eukaryota; Metazoa; Chordata; Actinopteri; Cyprinodontiformes; Cyprinodontidae
Gene: map1sa
Product: microtubule-associated protein 1Sa
Exons: 7
Coding region: 49-3987 (1312 amino acids)
Biological process (GO): microtubule cytoskeleton organization; axonogenesis; regulation of microtubule depolymerization
Cellular component (GO): microtubule associated complex; microtubule; synapse
Molecular function (GO): actin binding; microtubule binding
Source: RefSeq, a predicted model, not a curated record